ACAGAGUAAGAACGCAAUGCGAUCGAGCGGUUUGUACACUACGGUGACGUCUCCGGUGCCAAGGAGGAUGUUGUGGGGCCCUGCCGUUGCCGGGUCGUUCUUGCCCAAACAGGCAAUCUGUUUUUUCUACACUACAUUAAGGCAAAUUUUGGUCUCCCCCCAAGACCUCUCUUGCAACGCCAGUGCAGCAUUCCAGCAGGCAAUUUAGCUCCUAAAGGCCGGAUCUUAUGUUUACCCUUCCUUUCACUUAAGCCACUUGCUAUUUGUUUUCGCUCCUGGCCAUCACUGGUGUUACAUUCCCGUUCAAGUUGCCUACCCAACGAGCAUUCCGUCUCCCAUCCGAGCAAGCGCUAGAAAAUAUAAAGACCAUGUCUUCCAACGUUCUCAUGGCCAAAGACGCCAACGCGGCACUUUCAACCCAAACUAUCUCGCUCGAGCCGGAUUCAAACCCCGUGAAGCCCGAUGUUAUGAGCAUGGAGUACCACAGACAAGUCUUUCAGUCCAAGAUGGAAAAGGGAGAGAAGACGUACAUCUCCCCGUCGGACAACAUCAUGAGCCCUUGCACCGCAAAGCUCAGCGCAUUUCGAAAUAAGCAGGUCGGCAAAGUCAAGCCAAAGUCGCUGUUUGCCCAGGCAUCAGCUAAGAAGCUCGGAACCGGCAACGGCGGUGAUGGACUCCUCGGCACCACGCCUGCACGCUCGGAGGGCGCGGCGAACUGAGACCACCCACCUGUCGCAUAAGCACGCCUAACGACAACUGCCGCCUGGCUGUCGUGAGCAUUGAUGGCGCUUCUUCUCACUACUUGGCUGCGGUUCCUGCAGUCGUCUCUUGUCUCUCGGUUUGGGGCUUUUCUUUUCGUUGGACAUAGAGAUCUCUCUGUAAUGGUCUCUACAAAGGAAGGGUUUAUUGGGUUCAGGCAUCCGGGGGCGUUCGGGCAAAUGUGUGUCUGCUAGUACGGGACGU
Molecule: messenger RNA, 963 nt
Organism: Canariomyces notabilis
Lineage: Eukaryota; Fungi; Ascomycota; Sordariomycetes; Sordariales; Chaetomiaceae
Exons: 3
Coding region: 369-719 (116 amino acids)
Source: RefSeq, a predicted model, not a curated record